AUGAGUAAGGAUAAUAAUGAUGAAAAUCUUGAAUAUUAUCAAGCAAAACAAGGUUCUGGACAAGUACCUGCCGCUAAAAAGGAAACAAGAAAAUCAUCAUCGUCAGACAAUUCUAAAUUACGCGCAAAGUCAGAUGGUUAUCUACCAAUGAAUGACUCACAAGAAAAACAACGUGAAUUUGAACGCUUUAAAGAAAUAACAUUUGCACAGAAAGCAAGUGAGAAAGCUAAAAAGAAUCCACUUAUACCUAUUGGAUUAUUAACAACAGUAGCUGCUUUAACAUUGGGACUUCGUGCAGUAUCUCGUGGCGAUAAAUGGCAAUCACAAAUGAUGAUGCGAGCUCGGAUCGGUGCCCAGGGUUUUACAAUUUUCGCUGUUCUUGCUUCAAUUAUGUAUGCUGGCCAGGCUGAACAAUCCAAACCAACACCUCCAAAAACAAAUCGUUCUUCUACAUCAUGA
Molecule: messenger RNA, 459 nt
Organism: Rotaria socialis
Lineage: Eukaryota; Metazoa; Rotifera; Eurotatoria; Philodinida; Philodinidae
Source: the annotation of a GenBank genome assembly